AUGAUUUGGGAUGCCAGCGAUGCGAACCCCAUGCACCGGCGGCUACCCGCCGAGGUUGUAUCGCGGCGCCGAGCCGAAAAGAAGCCGAAAGCGCCCGAAGCCACCACGGACGAGGUUGUCGUCGACCUGAAGACUGCGAUCACCUUGAAGCCUGAAGCCAGGACCAAAUGGCUCAGCAAGGCCUGUGCAAUGGUGGAGCAGGGCAAGGCCAAGCCGACGGAUCUUUAUGACAUCGUCACAAACCGCAAGUUCUCCGGAGGUUUGCCCGACCGGGUCGGCCGCAAGUUGGCCAGCAUCAUCCGUGACAGCUUUUCCAUCUUCUCCGACAAGCAGCAGCGGUACUUGAACUCCACUGAGAGUCCCGUUCCAAUGCACCUCGCUGCGCAAGAGGACGAGGAGGCGGCGGAGGAGGAGGCACCUCGGCGCCCAAAGCGUGCGCCACGCGAGGAGGCGCCAGCCACAGCCACCAUUCCAGAAAUCACGCUGAAAGAAUCCGACAACAAGGCAGCCAGCAGAAAAGAGAAGCCGCCGCCUCCUGGCCCGGUCGUCGAGGCCCCGAGGCCUCCGCCAGCGGAGAAUCGCGAGGACGAGGCCCGACGGCGGAAACUCGAGGAGGAGGCAGACAACAUUCUCGGAGCCCUGGUCCCCGGCCUGGCCGACGCAGCACCGCCCAUUUUCUCCAAGGCGGACGCUAAUCGCGGACGCUCUGUCUCGGGUGGCCGAUCCAUAGGCUCGCGGUCCAUCUCCUCACGAACAGCCCGAAGGCGGGCCCGCGAGCAGAAGACGAGGAAAGGCAGGGAUCGCGACGGCUCCUGGAGAAGUGGUGGAUCGGGUCUGUCGGGCUCACGCGCCCUGUUGCUGAACCGCAACUACACCGAGGACCCGCAGUCUAUGGUGCAUUGUGGACCUGCCGCACAUGCCGCGGAAUGCAGCGACUUCCGCCAAUAUGACCUAUCAGCCUCCUGCCGGCAGUUGACGUCGAGCAAUCUGUACUCUGGCGACGGUACCGUUACAGCACUCUUCUUUGCUAAGGCCGGAGCGGGCGGAGCGGGAACGGGAAAGGUCGCGCUCGAGGUCCCGUCGCCGGAGACGCUGAGCGUUGGCCGACGCCGGGGAUUCCAGUGGUCAGAGGGAUGGAGUGAAGACAUUGUUACGUGGUGUUUCGGCCCGGUUCAGUGCUUGAGAUGGGAGUUUGCAUUAGACUUCUGCGCUUCUGAACAGGUGCUCUACCUCUGGUCCGACCCGCCGAACGGUGUCUCAAAGUAUAUCGGGUGGACUACCGACGAGCUUUAUGUCCUGGGCGACAUGCGGUGGGAGAAGACCAUCUUCAAGAAAGAGAAUCCGGACGGUACCCUUGCACUGCGGCCGUGCAAGAAUUACAUCCGCAAUCUGGACAAUGUUGAUCGAGAGCUGGUGAGGCGCUACCCGUAUGGUGGACGCCCGCCUGAGCUCUCGGGCAUUACGCUGGGUCAGCUCCGAAGGUUGUACGCAGCGCACAAGGAUUGGAUGGAAGAGCCCAAGUGGAACGAGUUUGCGAGGCAAAUGCAAAGGCCGACCAUGUACGACAUCGUCCCUGCGAUCAUCAAGCCGGCCACGAAGCACACGCAAGGUUCUUAUGUGGAACUCUUCACUCAGAAGGCUGUUGACGUCUUCGUUUCUCACUGGUGGGGAGGUGAAUUCGUGGAGUUUGUCGCAUCUCUGGCUUCCUCUGCAGCUCAGCUUCUUCGUGACGAUGUUGGUGGACUGUAUAGCCAGCGGUGCCGUUCUUUCGGCGGCCAAAGCGGCGCGAGCUCGCAGCAGCAGCAGGACGCUGCCGAGUCCAUGGUGUUUUGGAUUUGCUCCUUCGCCAAUGCGCAGUGGACCGUCAACCUGGGUAACUCUCUGGAAGAGUCACCCUUCGAGGUUGCCCUCGCAUCGAAAACCUGCAAAGCAGUGGUGAUGGUCAUGGACGAGUUGGCGAUGCCGCUUACCAGGAUCUGGUGCAUCUACGAGGUCCUAAGGACUGGUGUGCUCCGGCAUCCGUUCUAUGUCGCCACGCAGCACGGUGUUCUGGUGGGAGAGCGGGUGCGAGAGAGCCCGCGGCUGGCUGCCUCGCUCCUGUCGCUGGCGGAGCGCCUCUCGGACCUGCGGCCGCAGCAUGCGGCUGCCAGCAACUUGCAGGAUCGCGACACCAUCAUCAGCGAGGUCUCGAAUGCCGUGGGGGUUGAGCAGUUUGCCUUGGCGGUGCAAGCCAGCUUGUUCGAGGUGCUGCGCAAGGCAGGUUACGCACUCUACUCGCGGAAUUGGCGCUUGAACUUCAAGCUGUUGCAGCUGCAUCGUGAAGCAGUACGAGAGGUUUACUGGCUCCAGCCGGGGACGAACCCAAACAGCAACCGCCGCGAGAGAAGGCGGCCUGCGACGGAUUCGUCGCCACAGCGAACGGUCUUGCAUCGAGCGGCGCAGGAGGGCGACAUGGAGAUCCUACAGCAAGAAAGUGUCGAAGACAAAGUGCGGUCAGAGAAGGCCACUGCAGCGUUUCAGGAGUUGCAGGUCAUGAUGAGGAACGGUGCCAGUUACCAGGAGCGCGAGCAGAAGAAGGAUGAGGUUCGAGGACUCAAGGACGAAGUCAUGGAUCGCGAAGAUGAACUUGGCCAGAAGGCUUUGCAUCUGGCGGCACGGUACUGCCGAGACCUAGAAGCCCUUCAGCUGGUGGUUCAGCACUGGCCGAGCCACGCCAAGCAUCGCGACAAGUUUGGUCGGCUCCCGCUGCACCGCGCAGCCGAAUCAGGCUGUGCAGAGACCUUGGCCGCUUUGCUUCCUCUCUAUGCGGGUGGAGCUCUGGUCCAGGAGCUGGACAAGCAACAGCACAGUUGCCUGGAUCUCGCGGUCCUGUCCGGCAGCACUGAAGCCGUGAACUUCUUGCUGCAGAAGAGGGCUAUACUGGAGCACGGCAACAAGCGGACGCCACUCCACCUGGCGGCACAGUGGAAUCACGUGGGUCCUUUGCAGGACCUGGCAGCGUUGGGCUUCCUGGAGACGGGCGAUUCCGAUGGCACUCGCCCGCUGCACCUGGCCGCCAGGUUCGGGCACGAAGAGGCCGUGAAAGCUCUGCUAGGACUCGGUGCCGACGUAGCUGCCACGACCGUGUUUGGCCGCACAUCGCUGCACUGGGCGGCGCUGAAUGGGCAUGCAAAGAUGACCGCGCUGCUUCUGGAGAGCAGAAGCCCGCCUGACGAACGCGACGGGGCCGGGUGGACGGCAUUCCACUGGGCAAUCAGACGUGGCCACGAUGACUGCGCUCGCGCACUCCGCGAGGGUGGUGCCGACAUCCAUCGCCAGGACCUCCGUAGCCGCCGCAAUGCGUUGCACAUCGCAGCGGCCGCCGAUGCAAGCCCCGACCUCCUGGAGGACCUAGCCGGCUGGGGCGUCAAUCUACUCGAGACGGAUGUGGGCCAGAAAGUGCCUCUGCAUCUUGCAGCGCAGUGGGGCAAGCUCCGGAACAUCGGGAAGCUGCUGGAGAUGAAGAGUGAUGUGGAAGCGCGCUGCAGCCACCAACGAACUGCGCUUCACCUUGCCGCUCGGCGGGGGCACGCCAGCUUGUGCACGAAGCUGGUGGAGGAGGGCGGGGCCGAUAUCAAUGCUGCUGAUGCCACCGGCUCCACACCCUUCGCGCUUGCUUGCAGGUUCGGACACUUUGACGUCGUUUUUGCCAUGGCCGAGCGCCGCGUGGACCUGACCAAUACGGAGAAGGGCGGCAUGACGGCAUUACAUUGGGCGGCGCACUUCGGCAAAACGGCGGUUGUUCGACAACUGGUCGGACUGCAUGCUGAUGUUGCCGCUGCGACGCGGUAUGGACGACAUCCUCUGCACUGCGCCGCCAUAGAAGGGAAGAAGGAAGCCGUUGAGGCACUGAUCAAGCUCAGGAGCAACGUCCACCAUCCACAGAAGGAUGGAUGGUUGCCGAUCCACUUGGCCAGCCGCUACAAGCACGUUUCUGUGGUCAUGGCCCUCAUCGAGCACCGAGCAGAUCCGAAUUCCAAGGGAGUGAAUGGCAAGACGCCCGCACAGCUCUGCGCCCAGCAGAAUGGUUGUUUUUCAGACGUCGGCUUUGACAAGCUCCAGCAAGAUGAGAGUGGCCGGAAUGCCCUGCACACAGCAGCGAUACACGGCUCGGAGUCGUGGUUCUAUGGGUUAGCACGCCGAAAUCCGGCCGGUGUGCAGCUCAUAUUUGGCUUGGCGACUCCAGACGCGCAGGGGCGGACGCCUCUGCACCUCGCAGCUGCUUUCGGCCGGCACCUGGUGGUGCAAGAAAUUCUUCGGACGUUCCUGGACGAGAACGGCAGCUUCAACAGGUGUUGGCAUCGCGUAAAGCCUCGCGGCUUCUACAACAAGUUGGAUGAUGAGGAGGACGACGAUUCCUCUGAGCCCCCGCCGCUGCCAGUCCUCACGCCGGAUCGGAGGGGUCGGCUGCCGCUGCAUGCGGCAGCAGUGGCCGGCUUCCCCGCGGUUGUUGGCCAGUUGGUUUCCUUCAUGUUGGAGAAGCUGGACUGCUCAGUUGCAGACAUACUGCGGCCUGAUGAUGAGGGAGCCUCUGCCCUUGACCUCGCCUGCCGCAGACGCGACGACGCAGCGGCCAGGCGCCUUUCCGAGAAGCUGGGAGUGGAGCUACCUUUGUCGUCCAGAGGCCGAACGCCGCCAUCGACCGGCGAUGAGGUGUGCCUCAAGCGUGCGCUGCAGCUUGAGCACAGGAGCCUGUCUAAAGGCACUCUUGGCCGGGUUGAGGCUGCGUCGGAGAGCGCGGUCAAGCUGGAGUUCCCAAAGGCCGUCGGCCACCACGGACUGACGAUGACAGAGUUUUUCCUGCACUGCGCCACAAAGCAAAGGUACAUCGUCAACUAUAGCCACCUCAAAUCCACGAGGGGGCGGCGCCGAUCUUUUCGGCUCGGAAAGCGCCGGGAGAUGCCCGAAAGCCCUCAACACCUGGAUGACGACAGCAGCUGUUCUGAGCAUGUCGAGGAAGGCGCUGUAGUGGAGGGCUUCGACCUGGGGGAUGCAUGGCUUCAACUCUGCGAGGGCGGCUGGUUGCCCACGCACAUCCAACUCCGGAGCUCCAGAAGACUUCCGGUUCUCUCAGCAUGGAAUGGCCCGCCCAUCAACAUUGGAGAUGUCGUGACGACUGUCAAAGAGCUGGUGCUGUGGGCCGGCCGAGUGCUGAAGCCUGACUCUGUCGGCAUCGUCCUGCGCAUCAACUCCAAGGAAGUGCUCCUGAAGAUUGAGGCAGCCAAAGGAGGUGGCUGCACAGUCUCGCUGACUGACACAGUCUUCGUCAAGCACGUGCAAGUAACCGGCUGCCGCUGCCUUAUGAAGGAGCCCAUGGGAGCCCCGCCAGAGGGCACUUUGGUCACUCACAGAGAGCACGGCUGUGGAGUCGUACAGCACAUCGAAAAGACCUCCCACAAUGGGACCUCCAGGGGUUUUUCGGUGCUCUUCGGCGACGGGACAAGGAGCCAGCUGCCUGCUGACCGACGCGGCAUUCGCUUGAUUCGCACACCUCCCACGCCGCAGGAAGUCGCAGCCUAUUUUCUGAAGAAGGAGCAGAUACUGCGCCGCAAGAACCAUCCUUCGUCGGCGGUGCAGACAGGGACAUGCCAAUCUGCGCAUCUAGAUCCAGGCAACUGA
Molecule: messenger RNA, 5658 nt
Organism: Symbiodinium sp. CCMP2592
Lineage: Eukaryota; Dinophyceae; Suessiales; Symbiodiniaceae
Source: the annotation of a GenBank genome assembly